Lindgomyces ingoldianus is the source of this 645-nucleotide messenger RNA. RefSeq lists its product as uncharacterized. The record is from RefSeq and is a predicted model, not a curated record. NCBI's taxonomy places the organism in Eukaryota, Fungi, Ascomycota, Dothideomycetes, Pleosporales, Lindgomycetaceae. The transcript has 7 exons. The coding region runs from base 1 to 645 and encodes 214 amino acids.
AUGAAAAUCGAACUCAAAUUAAGCUACCAGGACGCCUCGCGGUAUACAACGGAAAGCACGACGAGCAUACAGAACAAAUUUGCCGGGCCAUCUGAUUGCUUCAACAGCCAGCCCCGUCGUGGCCUCACUCUCACUCUGGCAUGCCGUUGCCAUUGCAUGCGUAAACGCCCCAAAGCAAGCAACCAAGUCUUGGAGCUUGAUGCACAUCCGGGUUUCCGCAAACGGAAAUGCCGUUUGGGGACAGGAGCCACUGAACAUCCACCUUUGUGUCUGACCAAGCUGAAGAGUGCUUGCCAAUGGCUUCUAAGCGACGUUGAAGGCUGGAUUCGGGGAAUUGGCUACCCGAUGACAGAGCGAGAUGACACUGGGCUUGAGAGAGCUGUUUUCAUGUUGUGGGAGGCCAAGAGAGCGAAGCGAGCCAGUCAAGGGACGUCGUCUAUCUUGACAUUCCCCGCAUUAUUCGCGUCACCCAAUUUACCAAUAUCGACUUCUCUUAUCAAUGACCAUCACGUGCGUUCAAGCCCUCUCUACCUGCUAUUCGCUUCAACCCAGCGUAGCAGUAUAAUGCUUGAACUACACCAAAAUUUGUCAUAUCUGGAAGUGGUACCAAAUGGAAACAAUGGAGUGUGUCCAGGAGAAGAUUAG